AUGAACCUAUUGUCUCCAUUUUGUGUCCAGAACCUUGUCGCUGUGCUCAUUGUACUGAUGCAAGGAAAAGCACUGCUACUGAUUUCAACCUCCUCUUUCCUCCUCACUGCAGCUUCAACAAUCACUGCUCCUCGUAGCUUUGGUGGAAACGAGACGGAUUAUGAAGCCUUGCUAGCCUUCAAAGCAAAGAUACAAGACCCGCACAGUAAUACCUUGAGCUCGUGGAAUGAUUCUCUCGGUUUCUGCAACUGGCCAGGGAUCACAUGUGGCCGUCGACAUGGAAGGGUCAGAAUUAUCAAUCUAGUGGACCAAAAAUUGGCAGGCUCCUUGUCUCCUUACGUGGGAAAUAUUAGCUUCCUUCAAGAAAUAAGACUCGCAAACAACACAAUUCAUGGUGAAAUUCCACUUGAAGUUGGGCGCCUGUUGAGAUUACGAGUUCUGAUGCUGACCGAUAAUUCCAUAGAAGGCAAAAUUCCAGCCAACUUAUCAGGCUGCUCCAGCCUUGCAGAGCUCUAUAUUGAUCGUAACAAGCUUGGAGGUGAAAUUCCUAUGGAGCUUGGUUUCUUGUCAAAGCUCACAAUACUCUCUUUUGGUCAGAAUAAUCUCCAGGGAAAGAUACCGCACUCCAUCGGUAAUCUUACCUCCCUUGAAAGUUUGUCUUUGAGAAGUAAUGUUUUGGAGGGAACUAUUCCUGAUUCUUUAGGCCGACUGAAGAGAUUAACUAGUCUUCUGCUCGGUGAAAAUAAACUUUCGGGUUUCAUCCCUCCAUCUCUAUAUAAUCUAUCGUUGAUUACUACUUUCUAUUUGGGUGGCAAUGGAUUUCGCGGAAGUCUUCCGUCGAAUUUAGGCCUAUCCUUUCCCCAUCUUCAAUGGCUUGCAUUAUGGCAGAACCAGUUUUCCGGACCGAUUCCAGGGUCAUUAUCCAAUGCUUCUGAGCUUGAAAUAGUUUCUUUUACAUAUAACAGUUUGACAGGAAAAAUACCUGAUAUUUUUGGUAAACUACAUCAUCUCUCUCGACUGCAUUUCGGAAGUAAUAACCUGGGAGCCGGAGGAGAUGAUGAAAUGGCGUUUCUUGCUUCUCUGACCAACUGCAGCAUGUUGAAAGUUGUGAGCAUCAACAACAACAGAUUAGAAGGAUCGCUGCCGAUUACAGUAGGAAAUCUUUCAACAUAUAUGGUUUAUUUUGGGCUCUCAGGAAACCACAUAGUCGGACGGAUCCCUUCAGGAAAUCUGUCAUUGUUGAGUGUCCUUUAUUUAGAUGAUAACAAAUUAAAAGACACCAUCCCUGCUAGUCUUGGAGGUUGUAAAAACUUGGUGUCGUUGGGCCUUUCUAGAAACAACCUCAAUGGCAGCAUACCAGAAAAACUUUUCGGUACCUCCUCUGUAUUAUUUUCACUGAAUCUAUCUCAUAACCAAUUUACUGGUUCUUUGCCUUCAACCAUUGGUAGUCUAAAAGGUCUGAGUGAACUGGAUGUCUCUUGGAAUAUGUUGUCUGGUGAAAUUCCAACUAGCCUUGGAGGAUGCACCAGCCUCGAGGUCCUGCACAUGGAGGAUAAUUUCUUCCAAGGAUCUAUUCCUUCAUCAUUUAGUUCUUUGAGGGGAAUUCAAUUUCUUGACCUUUCUUGUAACAAUCUGUCAGGCCAACUUCCAAACUUUCUUGUGACAAUCCCUUUCAUAAGUUUAAAUCUUUCCUCUAACAAUUUUGAGGGGGAGGUUCCGAGGAAGGGAGUUUUCACAAACAAGAGUGCAGUAUCAGUUGUUGGAAAUGACAAACUUUGUGGUGGAAUUUUGGAAUUGCAUUUGCCUGAAUGUCCCAACAAGGAGCCAAAGAAGACAAAAAUGUCUCAUCUGCAAUAUUUAUUGGCAAUCACAAUACCUUGUGCUCUUGUUGGAGCCAUCACUGUCUCGUCUUUCUUGUUUUGUUGGUUCAAAAAGAAAAGAAAGGAGCACUCUUCUGAUACUUUAUUGAAAGAGUCAUUUCCUCAAAUCUCUUACGAAAGGCUCUUUAAAGCAACCGAUGGAUUUUCUACAACCAACUUGAUUGGAGUUGGUGGUUUUAGCUCUGUGUACAAAGGAAAGAUUGAUGAAGAUGGAACACUGGUUGCAAUCAAAGUUCUUAACCUGCAACGCCGUGGAGCGUCUAAAAGUUUCAAAGAUGAAUGUGAAGCCUUGAGAAACAUUCGGCAUCGAAAUCUUGUGAAGAUCAUAACUUCUUCCUCAAGCAUUGAUUUUCAAGGUAAUAAUUUUAAAGCUCUAGUUUAUGAGUACAUGCCUAAAGGGAGUCUGGAGAAAUGGCUGCAUCCUACUCAAGAAACACAUGAUGAUCAGCAGAUAAAUCAAGUUCAGCGUCCAAACCUUCUUGAGAGAAUCAACAUUGCCAUUGAUGUGGCUGCUGCACUUGACUAUCUUCAUCACCAUUGCCACAGCCCAAUCAUUCAUUGUGAUGUAAAACCAAGUAAUAUUCUUCUUGAUAAAGACAUGAUUGGCCAUCUUGGGGAUUUUGGGCUCGCCAGAAUUUUUCAAGAAUUCUCAGAACCAAGUCUUGAAAGCAGCUCGGCUGGAAUAAAGGGAACUACUGGAUAUGCUGCACCAGGGAAGAGACCUAUCGAUGAGACAUUUGAGAAAGGCCUUAAUCUUCACAUGUUUGCCAAGAUGGCCCUGCCCGACCAUGUUAUGGAGAUUACAGACCCAGUGCUUCUAAGUGAGAGACACUUGGAAAAUGCAGCAAGCAUGGAGGAGUGCCUGACUUCUUUGGUGAAAAUUGGAGUGGCAUGUUCCAUGGAUUCACCUAGAGAUCGAAUGGACAUGAGCAGGGUUGUCCGCGAGUUGCUGAUGGUCAGGGAUACUUUUCAAGGAACUGCAAGUAGGCCCGAAAACAACAAGUAUCCAGGUUCUCAUGGUUUUCACAGCUAA
Messenger RNA from Populus nigra (black poplar), 2913 nucleotides. Its product is annotated as putative receptor-like protein kinase At3g47110. NCBI's taxonomy places the organism in Eukaryota, Viridiplantae, Streptophyta, Magnoliopsida, Malpighiales, Salicaceae. Gene Ontology annotation, molecular function: protein binding; ATP binding; protein kinase activity. The transcript has 3 exons. Bases 1 to 2913 code for a protein of 970 amino acids. The record is from RefSeq and is a predicted model, not a curated record. Gene Ontology annotation, biological process: protein phosphorylation.